UGAGAAGAGUGGAAGUAGUGGGGGAAGGGUGAGUCACAAAAUGCCAAGUUCAGAUUCAUUUUUGAGGCAGUUAAGUGGAAGAGAGGGUUGGAAAUCAACAUCCAAGAGGUGGGGUACUGGUGGUGGUUUGAAGCAAAUGGAAGGGCUGAACAUGUAUUAUGGGAAUGGUGGUGGAGGUGAUCAGAAUGGUGGUGGUGGUGGUAUGAUGAUGAGGAAGAGAGUGAUGGUGGUGGUGGAUCAGAGCUCACAUUCAAAGCAUGCAAUGAUGUGGGCACUCACACAUGUCACCAACAAGGGUGAUCUCCUCACUCUCCUUCACAUUAUCCCCCCUCCUUCCUCUGAGAGGCCUUCUGACUCCUCCUCCUCCUCCACCUCUCCUUACCUUGCUAGCUCUCUUGGCUCUCUUUGCAAGGCUUGUAAACCUGAGGUGGAAGUAGAAGCAUUGGUGAUACGAAGUCCAAACUUGAACUUGGGCUUUUUGUACAAGAAAAGCAAUUGUCAAAAUUGACCUGACCAACUUUGG
Camellia sinensis is the source of this 523-nucleotide messenger RNA. NCBI's taxonomy places the organism in Eukaryota, Viridiplantae, Streptophyta, Magnoliopsida, Ericales, Theaceae. The record is from RefSeq and is a predicted model, not a curated record.